ACAUCAGGUUAUCCCCAAAUGUGUGUUUAUUUAUUCGGUGUUUUUAUUUUAAUUCGUACUACGCACUUGUAAUUAUCAUAAGAAUGUGAUUUUCAAGGAAAAAGUUGUCUAUUUUCUGCUGUUUAUAUUGAUAAUAUCUUUAUUUUAGAUACAUUUAUCUCUCAGCUUGUGGUCGCUCAAUUUUUGUAAACAGUAGAUUAGACAAUGUUUAGCAACACCGAUAGCUUUUCGUUUUAUCCUCGGCAAAGAUUCUUCAGAAAUGGCGAGUUUGAAGUCGAAUUAAAUGACUUGUUCAAUAAGAAAUUUCAGUUUCGGUUCAAUAGCAGUUGGAAGUUACCAGACAAAGAGCUUUGGUUCUCGGCUCCUCCGUGGAAAGUGCAAGAGCUUGAUAUACUCAAAAACCGAUUGAAUUUCCAUAAGAGUCAACUGAAUGAUUUCAACAUUGAAGAAUGGAGCAGCCACACGCGGCGCCGAAACCCAGCAGGGGAAGUGGGGUGGAAAAUCAGAUGUCUUAUCAACCCUGAAUUUCUCACACAAGCAUGGACUAAGUUCUAUGAAUGUGCAUCAACCUACAGUGUAGUUCCCAGACAGGCUAUGUCUGAGGGAAAAAUGGUUUCUUUACACCUUUGUGAGGCUCCUGGUGCAUUUAUAACUUCCUUAAAUCAUUACAUGAAGUUAAAUUAUCCCAAUAUUGAUUGGAAGUGGGUGGCAAAUACACUGAACCCGUACUAUGAGGGCAACUCACCAUCAAACAUGAUUAGUGACGACAGAUUCAUGUUUCACACUCUAAACAACUGGGACUUUGGUGUAGAUAAUACAGGGAAUUUAAUGGACUGGGAAAAUUCUCAAGCCAUUGUGAAGAAGGCCAAAUCAUUGGGAAAGGUUCUGUUAGUCACAGCAGAUGGAUCCAUUGAUUGCAUGCAGAGGCCUGAUGCCCAAGAAGAGGUCACAUCCCCCCUCCAUUAUUGUGAGAUAAUAACUGCUCUUCAAGCCUUGAGUCCAGGUGGUACAUUUAUAUUUAAACUGUUCACAAUGUUUGAGCAUUCAACUGUGAGCCUGCUCUACUUGAUUAACCACUUGUUUGGUGAAGUGAACAUCUACAAGCCCGUUACCUCGCGCCAGGGGAAUUCUGAAGUUUAUGCUGUUUGUUUGAAUUACAAAGGCUUUGCUAGCUUAGAGAUGUACGUACCAAUGCUUAAAUCAGCGUAUGGUACAGAGAUUUACGGCAGUCACUCGUUGUUUCCACUUGAUGCAAUACCUGAAAGUUUUUUGAAGCAAAUUGAAGAGUGUGCCUGCUAUUUCUGUUCAAUUCAGUGUCAGGUCAUAAAUGACAACUUACAGGCCUAUCUUAUGCAGAAGAAUAUUGCUUUGCACAGAGAUAUGAAACAAAUAAGAACAAUUGUCGCCACAGAAUUUAUUUGGCAGUAUGGUUUGAAGCCUUUGGAAUAUGAAUCAGAAAUACUGAAAGGUAUUUUACAUGAAGAAAACAAGGUUAACAUGAAUCCUAGAUAUCAUCGUGGAUCGUACACUGAAAGGCAAUUGUAUACUAAAUUGUCCUUGAAAGAAAAAUCCAAAAAUUUAAAUGCCUUUUUACAGGCUGAAAUUUUAACUAAUCCUCUAAUAUUGAUAAAUGAACCAGUGAAAUGGCUGACAUUUUACGAUAAAGAUAUUAAUCUAAAAUUGACUUUUACGUAUGGCUUACCAUUGCAGAAAAUAAACAGCUCAAAGUUUAUAUUUGUGCCAAUAUUCAGACUGUACCAGCAGAUUUUAGCGGAAGGUGAAUUUAAAGAAAUUAUAUUUACUAAAGGUGUAAAGAGCACUGAACAAAACUUAAAAAGUUUAAACAUUAAAAUACACCAAGUGUUGUGUUUGCCAGAGUUUGACUUAUCCGAAAGUUAUGGUGUUUUCGAAAAGAAAUGUUUCCUAACUAUUUACAACAUGAUGAAGUUACUGACUGUUGGGCAAACACUUCUCAUACAAAACUUCAAUCUUCUAACACAUUUCAAUGUGAGUUUUGUGUAUAUUAUUUCGAAAAAAUGUUUCGAAAGAACUGGAUUUACAUCUAGCAACAGCAUCAUUUUGUGUAAUCUUCAGAACAAGGCAGCAUUCGAAUACUUGGAUCAAAUACAAAGCGAAUGUGAGAAGUUGCAGAAUGAAGACAAAAGGGAUGUAUUGAAUUCUUUGCCUGUUCAAACUACUAAUGUAGGAGAGUUUUUCAACAAUAUUGUAUUUUAUAAUAACACAUUUUACAGGAACAAAUGUACAGAUUUUUUGUCUACCAUAGAGCAAACUAUUUAAAGCCUAAUUAAUUAGGUUAUUUAUUGGAUAAAAUGUAUUGUAUUUUGCAUUUAAAUAGAUGACGAGAGUUAUUUUUAUUAACAACUUUUACUAUUAGUAAAUUCUGAUUGUCUGUUAAAUAUCGAGAUUCCAAUAAUCUUCAAUAAAUGUUGUAGAUGAUGAAAUACAUGUGACUUAACCAUGCA
This is a messenger RNA of Ostrinia furnacalis (Asian corn borer), 2483 nucleotides long. It is a transcript of the gene aft, whose product is annotated as cap methyltransferase 2. Gene Ontology annotation, biological process: 7-methylguanosine mRNA capping; methylation. NCBI's taxonomy places the organism in Eukaryota, Metazoa, Arthropoda, Insecta, Lepidoptera, Crambidae. The coding region runs from base 205 to 2298 and encodes 697 amino acids. The record is from RefSeq and is a predicted model, not a curated record. Gene Ontology annotation, cellular component: cytoplasm; nucleus. The transcript has 4 exons. Gene Ontology annotation, molecular function: methyltransferase cap1 activity.